Molecule: messenger RNA, 675 nt
Organism: Spodoptera exigua (beet armyworm)
Lineage: Eukaryota; Metazoa; Arthropoda; Insecta; Lepidoptera; Noctuidae
Source: the annotation of a GenBank genome assembly
CAAUUUUAUUCACUGAGCAAAAAUGGGGAAGCAUAUCAUCAUCGUUGUAGUUUUUAUGUUAACCGCGUGCGCGUGGCAGGCGCAUGCUGCUGUCAACUGCACAGCUACCGGUGCUGGUCGGCAAGCUGACCCGGCCGACGCAACCUGCAAGAACUACACGCUCUGUGUCUACGUUAGCUCCAACAACAGCUAUGUCUCCUACAACUACGUCUGCCCCACUACAUCCCUCUUCAAUCCUACUCUCGCCCAAUGCACGUCCACUUACACCUGCCCAGCAACCACCACCAACACCACAAAUACAACUACAUCAGUGUGCACCGCCGACGGCUUUAUCGCUGACCCCAACUCUUCAAACUGCAGCUCCUAUAUCGAAUGCGUCAACGUCAAUGGAACCUUCAUAGAAACGACGUACAUUUGUCCAGCCACAACAUUUUACAAUCCAAAUACGACUCUUUGCGAUGCUUCGUACAAUUGCACUACAACAACUCCUUUCUCGUGUACAACAGCUGGAAGAUUUGCUAAUACCGCCGAUACAACAUGCCAAACUUAUUUCUACUGUGUGCUCUUGAGUGAUGGAACAUUUACACAGUACAAUUACACUUGUCCUUCCACUUCGUUGUUUAAUCCUAAUUCGAGGUUAUGCACUGCAUCUUAUACAUGCACUAAUUGACACUA